Molecule: messenger RNA, 2257 nt
Organism: Hyaloscypha bicolor E
Lineage: Eukaryota; Fungi; Ascomycota; Leotiomycetes; Helotiales; Hyaloscyphaceae
Product: mitochondrial Rho GTPase-like protein
Exons: 2
Coding region: 161-2047 (628 amino acids)
Biological process (GO): regulation of mitochondrion organization; mitochondrion organization; small GTPase-mediated signal transduction
Cellular component (GO): mitochondrial outer membrane
Molecular function (GO): calcium ion binding; GTPase activity; GTP binding
Source: RefSeq, a predicted model, not a curated record
AGACGAUCAGCUGCGGCACUCAACCGCGGCGUGCCAAAGCUAACGAGUAAACGCCGGAACAUCUCGAGCUUACAGCAUAAUAAACCUUGACCUUCUGUCCCCCCUUGAUUGAUGAUGGAGAGUCAAUAGCCGCGCCUUGCAAGGCUGAAACAGCUUCAACAUGUCGGCAGUACGGAUAUGCGUUUGCGGGGAUGAAGCUACCGGAAAGUCAAGUUUGAUCACUUCGCUGGUCAAGGAUGUCUUCGUGACAAACAAGAUUCAGUCCGUCCUCCCUCAAAUAACGAUACCACCCAGCAUUGGGACGCCGGAGAACGUCACAACUACCAUCGUCGAUACCUCUGCGUUACCCCAAGAGCGGAAUACUCUGCGAAAGGAAAUCCGAAAGUCGAAUGUUAUACUACUCGUCUACUCGGACCACUACAGUUAUGAACGAGUGGCCCUGUUUUGGAUGCCAUACUUCCGCUCUCUGGGGGUGAAUGUACCGGUGGUACUAUGUGCAAACAAAUCGGACUUGACAACAAAUGGGAAUACGGCACAAGUGGUGGAGGAUGAGAUGCUACCCGUUAUGGCAGAAUUCAAAGAGAUUGAUUCAUGCAUACGGACCAGCGCAAGGGAGCACCACAAUGUCAAUGAGGUCUUCUUUCUCUGCCAGAAAGCGGUGACACACCCAAUCGCGCCUCUGUUCGAUUCGAAGGAGGGGAACUUGAAGCCGGCGGCUGUGGCUGCCUUGAAGAGGAUAUUCUAUCUGUGUGAUAAGGACCAAGAUGGAUGUUUGAAUGAUCAGGAAAUGCACGAUUUUCAGGCAAAAUGCUUUGAGAAGCCAUUGUCCGCUGACGACUUGGAUAAUAUCAAACUUUCAAUAAGCAAGUCCCUGGCAGCCUCCGAUGUCGAAAACGGGAUAGACCAAAAGGGUUUUAUCCAUCUCAACAAGAUAUUUGCAGAGAAAGGCAGACACGAAACGAUAUGGAUCAUUCUGAGGAAGUUUCAUUAUACGGAUAGCUUAAGCUUGAAAGACAGCUUUCUACAUCCUAAAUUUGAGAUUCCAGAAAACAGCUCAGCAGAACUCAGUCCUGCAGGAUACCGCUUCUUCGUGGAUCUCUUCUUGUUGUUUGAUAAGGACAACGACGGCGGCCUGAAUGAUUCUGAGUUGGAUGCCCUCUUUGCACCUACUCCUGGUCAACCGCCGUUCUGGCUUGAGACCUCUUUUCCUUCUUCAACUGUUCGAAACGAAGCUGGUCAUAUCACACUUCAAGGCUGGCUUGCUCAAUGGUCUAUGACCACCUUCGUGUCACCCAGUACCACACUCUCGUAUCUUGCAUAUCUGGGAUUUGAAGCAACUGGAGGACCUCGAAAUUCCACAACUUCUGCACUGAAAAUAACCAAGCCACGAAAACGGCGCCGGCGGCCAGGACGUGUAGAGCGGAACGUAGUCCUGUGCUAUGUCCUUGGUGCUCCUUCCUCUGGCAAAUCAUCACUUUUAGAUGCUUUCCUCAAUAGGCCGUUUGAUUCCCUGUAUCGACCUUCAAUCAAGCCCCGCACAGCGGUCAACAGCGUCGAACUGCAAGGCGGCAAACAGUGCUACCUCAUUCUCGAAGAACUCGGGGAACUCGAGUCUGCCAUUCUCGAAAACCAAGCAAAAUUAGAUGCUUGCGACUUAAUAUGCUACACCUAUGACUCCUCAGACCCCGACUCUUUCUCCCACAUCGUAUCGCUCAGAGAACGCUUUCCCCAACUCGACGAGCUACCGGCCAUUUACACAGCACUGAAGGCAGACCAAGAUAAAACCACGCAAAGGUCAGAAAAACAGCCAGAUGAAUACACUAUGGCUUUGAAUAUGAAUUCUCCACUGCAUGUUAGCGUGACGUGGAAUAGCAUUAGUGAGCUGUUUGUUACCCUGGCAGAAGCAGCCACGAAUCCUAGUACCGCAUUUCCAAAGAGCGAAGAGGAGCCGCCGGAUAGGACGGGGAUGUAUGUUGCGUUAGGGGCUACGGCUUGUGCGUUGAUCGCGGCGGUAAUGAUUUGGAGACGAACUACGAACUCAAAUUGAGGGAUGACAUGGUCGACAGUGGGAAGAAGGAAAGGGACAUACAAGCUUUGGGAGGACGUAGAAUUUGUAAUUAAUGAUACCCAUCUCUUCUCUGUUCCAUAGCAAUGAUUUACCUAAUCCCAUGGGAACUGGAACAAGCACAAUAUGUUGCUUAUCUGAUUGUAUUUUUGGCCUAAUGAAAGGCAUUCCUGAGAUUUUGGUACCCCGACC